Messenger RNA from Linum tenue, 326 nucleotides. Lineage: Eukaryota; Viridiplantae; Streptophyta; Magnoliopsida; Malpighiales; Linaceae. The record is from the annotation of a GenBank genome assembly.
CGAUCGAGGAGUGAGCGCAACUCGGAAAUCACUGAAACAUCGCCUGUGAUCAAUGAAAAUGGCGCGCUCCAAGAGUUUGUUGGAAGGAGUUAGUGUACGGUUGAGCGGUUGAAUGGAAUUUACCCAUGAGGGAUACAAAGAGCAAGUCGAUCGGACGCACGAGACUAGAUGAUCGACUACUUAAUAAGCGUUGGACUAAAGAUGCAAAAGAGUUCGAUCCCUAGAGUAUGGGAAGCUGUCCUAACCAGCAAAAUAUUAGCAGGUUUGGAUUCUUGGUUGGUCAAUGUAGUAGAAUGUGUCAUUAUGUUGUGAGUUCGGAUGAAGCA